AUGUUGGUUGCCGAUUAUAAGGAGACCAAGUCUACUGUUGAUAAGCUGGAGAAACACAUUGAAGAACUCCAUAAGCAACUAGCUGGAUUAAGGGAAAAGCAGAACAAGCUUGGUGCAGAGUAUAGUUUCAGCCUCAAAACCUACUUUAGAGAUUGCAGAAGCUUCCAUCCACCAGGGAGUACUCCUCCAAAAAGAACUGUCCAUCGAGAAGACUGGACUGCAGGAGACUCUUAG
This is a messenger RNA of Prunus armeniaca (apricot), 234 nucleotides long. Lineage: Eukaryota; Viridiplantae; Streptophyta; Magnoliopsida; Rosales; Rosaceae. The record is from the annotation of a GenBank genome assembly.